This is a messenger RNA of Chenopodium quinoa (quinoa), 2800 nucleotides long. RefSeq names its product glutathione S-transferase T3-like. Bases 181 to 1359 code for a protein of 392 amino acids. The transcript has 2 exons. The record is from RefSeq and is a predicted model, not a curated record. NCBI's taxonomy places the organism in Eukaryota, Viridiplantae, Streptophyta, Magnoliopsida, Caryophyllales, Amaranthaceae.
AAAAAAAAAAAAAUUACCAACGGUCAUAAAAUUAAAUUCUCUAUAAAUAGACAUGCAUUUUGAUAUGUUUUGAUAUAAUUUCGUAAUCACCUAAAAUCCUCCACUUUUUUAUUUUCUUAAGCAUUUUAAAUUUGUAGAAGAAUAUAUUUGUUGCAAAACAUCCAUAUUGAGAAUCUUUUAAUGGAUCCAAACAACCCAAAUUUCCGUCAACAAUUUUCUGGUUUUAGUGAUGAUUUCCUAACUAAUCCCGAGUUUCAAUUGUUCUUGCAAAGAAUGGGCAAUACGUCUUUGCAACCACCUCCACGGUAUCAGACACCUACUCAGUUUCCCCUACGAAACCAUGUUAAUGAAGAAUGUACACCUGAAAUUGAACAUGAUAGCAACACACAAUUCGAUGAGAGCGAAGAAGACAACGUACCAGAGACGCCGCAAUAUCCUCCACCAGUUCCCGAACUGAAAUCCAACCAGGUUGUUGCACGAGCGACUCGAAUUUGGUCAGUUGCGGAAGAUGAAACUCUGAUUGGGUUGUACUUGGAGAUCAGCGAGAAUGCUAUUAAAGGCACGAGCCAGAAAGCAACUUCCCUUUGGCGCGAUGUACACGCAGCAUAUCAACUUGCUCAUGCGGAGAAGCCGCAUAUACUUCCACCAAGACCUAUGAAGAGUCUGACGUCGCACUGGAGAAGGUUGGCAGCAGACACACUACAGUGGAUAUCUUGCUAUGAUGAAGCAGGUAGACUUCCGGAGGGAGGGAGUGGUUACAACGAAGCUGACCGUAUAAAAAGUGCGUCGAAGCUUUUCCAUCUCGCCCAAGGUCGUAAUUUCGCUUUUCCUCACGCUGUUGAAAUGCUUAAUAGAGAUCCAAAGUGGAGGCCAAAGCUGAGAUGGUCCUUGUCAAAGGAGGAAAGAAAAGCUGUUCGUGAUGUUGAGGAGCAAGGUAGUGCUGGAAGUGGGAAGAGGUCCAGAGAUGAUGGAGGGGAUGAAACCCCUACGGAUGGUUUUUCAUCUGGAGGAAUACAACGACCCGAAGGUGUGAAGAAAGCAAAGGCCAAGCGUAAAGGGAAAGAAGUAGCUUCGGACAGUGGUUCGUCUGAGCUUAGCGAACGAAUGAAGGAAUUGGCAACAAUUCGCGAGAGGGAGGCCAUUCUGAAGGAAGAGCGGAUCAAAAUUGAAAGGGAGAAGGAACAGAGGAAAAGGGAGGAACUUGACAUUCAUAAGAUGAAAACCUGGUUUGAUAUGGUGCAAGCUAUGAAGAAUUCGCCUACGCCACUCACUCCUGAAGAAGAGUCGUACAAGAAUUUCUUACUGGGUAAUUUUUACUGGGUAAAAUUGGGAAAUGGGACAUGCCAGGCUGUUCAAUGAUUAUUUUUCCGAUAAUCCUGUGUACAAUACCACCCAAUUUAGAAGAAGAUUUCGUAUGCAACGACCUUUGUUUUUACGUAUAAUGAACAAGGUCGUUGAAGGUGAUGUUUACUUCCAGCAGCGUAGGGAUGCAACUGGAAAGUUAGGCAUAUCACCUCUGCAAAAAUGUACAGCCGCGAUACGAAUGUUAGCCUAUGGCAUGGCUGCAGACGCUGUUGAUGAAUACGUUCGAAUCAGUCAGUCAACCGCUCGAGUUGCCCUACAACGUUUUUGUGCCGGGGUCAUUGACCAGUUCGGAACCGAGUACAUGCGAAACCCUACAACUGAUGAAUUGGCCCGGAUACUGCAUCAAAAUGAACUGCGUGGUUUUCCAGGCAUGAUAGGCAGCAUUGAUUGCAUGCAUUGGGAAUGGAAGAACUGUCCAACGGCUUGGAAAGCGCAGUACGCCGGUAGGAACAAGAAAGCAACGCUAAUACUGGAAGCCGUUGCGGAUCAGGAUUUAUGGAUAUGGCAUUCCUUCUUUGGUAUUCCCGGAUCUUGUAAUGAUCUUAAUGUGUUGUACCGUUCACCAGUGUUCGAUGAGGUUCUGCAUGGUCGAGCUCCUCCGGUAAAUUUUACGGUUAACGGCCAUGAAUACAACAUGGCUUAUUAUUUAGCCGACGGCAUUUAUCCGAAGUGGGCAACUUUUGUUCAGGGUAUCACAUUCCCUCAACUGGCCAAAGAUAAAAUGUUCGCUGACCACCAGGCUGCCGCUCGAAAGGACGUUGAAAGAGCUUUCGGUGUGUUGCAAGCUCGAUUUGCAAUAAUACGAAAACCGUCGCUGGCGUACGAUGAGGACAUACUGCGGGACAUAAUGAAAACAUGUAUCAUUAUGCACAACAUGAUUGUUGAAGAUGAGCGCCACAACUACACUCGAGCCGAAGUUCUAAGAGCCUUCUACGAAGAAGAUCAACAAGAAUCAACACCAGCAUCAACAUCUACAACGCCACCGUUUGAAUUCAACGUAGGCCGACCUACCAACUUUGAUUUCAACGCAUUUCUACAGCGAAAAGCUUCCCUCCGUGACAGAGAAAUUCAUCUAUCUCUGAAACGUGAUUUAGUCGAACAUAUUUGGCAACACUACGGGCCACGUAAUUAGGGAGAAAUUAGCACGACUUAAAUAAAGCCAAGUACUAUGGCGUAGCUACUUUUACUUGUUGUGUUUAUUUUAUUUCCUAAGUUUAAUUACGCAUGACGUUGCAAAUGUAAUUGGUUUCUAGUAUUGUACCGCUUUUAAAAUAAAUAAAAACAUUUAAGAAAUUUUGAGCUUUUUUUAAAUUUUUUUUUAUAUAACGUACUUAAUUUUACGACAAAUUUUAACGAUAAAAAGGACAAAAAUAAAAAAAAUAAGUUACACAAAUUUUAACUAGUUUUUAUUUAUUUGGAGUAACAUUGUUAAAAU